GUUGCUCAAGAGCACGUCUUCUGCUCUCCAAUCAUCUUCUUCCCACUACGCCCUGCAAUUCUGCAAACAAGAAUUUAAGCGUCAAAUUAAGGUUUUUGGUCUGCCCCUUCAAACCCAAGUUCACUCUCACUCGACUCCUUUUCAAUGGCGGCUACCUUUUAUCAGCCGUCAUCUUCACUAAAUCUGAGUAGACUGAAACCCUCCGUCUCCUCCUCUACAAAACAACCCAAUCCUCUGAUUCCUUUCUCCGCCAUUAAUAUCAGCCGAAGCAGCCCACUCUUUUCUGCGCUCACGUAUUCCUCCCUCACCGUUUCUGACCCAGAACCCGUUUACGCUUCCGUCAAGUCUUUUGCACCUGCCACCGUCGCUAAUCUUGGCCCCGGCUUCGACUUCCUCGGCUGCGCCGUCGAUGGAAUCGGCGAUUUCGUCACCGUCCGCGUUGAUCCAGACGUUCCUCCCGGACAAGUCUCCAUUUCCGAAAUCUCCGGAGAUGGGAAUAAGCUCAGCAAGGAUCCGCUCUCCAACUGUGCCGGUAUUGCCGCCAUUGCCGUUAUGAAGAUGCUUAAUAUCCGAUCUGUCGGGCUCUCCCUCUCCCUAAACAAGGGCUUGCCUUUGGGGAGUGGAUUAGGGUCCAGCGCCGCCAGCGCUGCCGCCGCCGCCGUCGCCGUCAAUGACCUAUUCGGCAGCCGAUUGUCCGUCUCCGACCUCGUCUUCGCCGGCCUAGAAUCGGAAUCUAAGGUCUCCGGCUACCACGCGGACAACGUGGCGCCUUCUAUCAUGGGAGGGUUUGUGCUCAUUCGGAGCUACGAUCCAUUGGAGCUGAUCCAAUUGAAAUUCCCACAAGAAAAAAACCUCCUCUUUGUGAUGGUGAACCCAGAAUUCGAAGCUCCCACGAAGAAGAUGAGGGCGGCGCUGCCGGCGGAAAUACCGAUGUCCAGCCAUGUGUGGAACUGCAGUCAGGCCGGAGCUCUGGUGGCGUCUGUUCUGCAAGGAGACUUGCCGGGGCUGGGAAAGGCUCUGUCGUCGGAUAAGAUAGUGGAGCCGAGAAGAGCUCCAUUGAUUCCUGGGAUGGAGGCAGUGAAGAAGGCGGCUAUUGAGGCAGGAGCUUUCGGGUGCACCAUUAGCGGCGCCGGACCCACUGCAGUGGCAGUUACGGAUGAUGAAGAAAGAGGAAUGGAGAUUGGGAAAAGAAUGGUGGAAGCCUUCUUCCAGGAAGGGCAUCUCAAGGCUUUGGCUAUGGUGAAGAGGCUUGAUAGGGUUGGUGCUAGGGUUGUCAGCAGUGAACCCAGAUUAUGAUUAUGAUUAUGCAAUGCAAAAUUUCAUUUUAUUUCAAGAAUGUAGUUUUUCCAUCCAAUUUCAAACUCGGAGAUCCCCACAGUAAUAAGAAAGAGUAACUUUUAAUUCAAAAUAAACUUAUAUCAUCAAUUUCAUAUUGU
Molecule: messenger RNA, 1436 nt
Organism: Ipomoea nil (Japanese morning glory)
Lineage: Eukaryota; Viridiplantae; Streptophyta; Magnoliopsida; Solanales; Convolvulaceae
Product: homoserine kinase-like
Exons: 1
Coding region: 145-1296 (383 amino acids)
Biological process (GO): L-threonine metabolic process
Molecular function (GO): homoserine kinase activity; ATP binding
Source: RefSeq, a predicted model, not a curated record